Ooceraea biroi (clonal raider ant) is the source of this 1654-nucleotide messenger RNA. RefSeq lists its product as uncharacterized. Lineage: Eukaryota; Metazoa; Arthropoda; Insecta; Hymenoptera; Formicidae. The record is from RefSeq and is a predicted model, not a curated record.
UCAAACGCCUCUUAAGAGUCCGAGCAGGAGCUGGGGAGCGAGUGCAACCAGGAUAUCUGCGACAAGAGGAAAAGAAAGUUCACAAUGAGAUCGCUACUGACAUUACUUUUCGCGAUCGUUUUGCUGAGUUUGAGCGCUACGCAAGUUCAAACAAAAAACAUCGUAUCAAGCUCUACCGCUCGAAUAACUGAUGAAACUGAAUUUGCGCGAUCGCGCAAAUUCUUGGAUAAUGAGAAACAUAUCAAGCGAGUACAGAUCCGCAAUCAAGCUGGAUUAGAUGGUAAAGUGCAAAGGAUCCGUUUGAGCCGUGACUUUGAAGAGAAUAAACCGGGCAUUCACGCAUAUGGUUUGCCGAAAAAACGUUUACCCAAUAACGGUGUCAUUGAAAGAGUUUACGUGGAAGGAGGCCACAUCGAUGAUGUUUCAAGAAGUAGCCGACUGGUGGAAGCCUAUGGAAUGCCAAAGGAUGACAUAAAUACUAACGGUUUUAUCGAAAGGCUGUCAUCGCCGAGCGCAGAUGAUCGCCAAUCCGAAAAGCUGGACUCACAAAACGAGAACGUCAGAGUAAGAAGAUCUAUUCGCGAGGGAUCCGAUAAUAAAAUCGAAGACAAGAUCUCCAGCGAGGCGGAAGACAUGGUAGCGCAAGAUGCGAAAGUCUUCAGGCCGCUUUUCGUCUACAGGCAACAAGUGGCUGCCAGAGAAAGGCGGAAUCACGCGAGAAACGUGGUACACAGGAAUCAUCGACACGCGGCUCAUCAACCUUGCUAUCACCGGCAGUAUUGAUUUUAUUGAGCAGAAUACGCGCAAGCAUCGCAUUUAUUAUCUUGUGAAAGCUAAGUUAGACGCUUGCUAGAUUCUCCAGAUAACGCAAUCGUGUAAAGGACGUUGUGGCAAUAUCCGAAGGACAAUCAGUUUCUUCAUUUCUUAAGACAAUCCUACACGUGCUUUGUUGAACGUUUGCGUUGCUUGAAUCUUUUUUUUUAAGAUGAGAAAGUGAAUAAUAUGGAGAAUUAGUCAGAUUGCAGACAACGUAGAAUAAUUUGAUCAAUGAUGCAAAGCUUUUUAUUAAGUCUGUAAAAUAAUUCGAUGCUUCCUUUUGAAGAAAUUGAGCCUUUACUUUCUUUUUCUCUAGAGGGAAUUCAACUGUCGGAUAGGUAGAGAAAAGUAUUAGAAAAUGAUAUUUCGAAUAUUUCGAAGAUUGACAUUUAUUUUUUUUGUAAUCUUGAGGUUUUUUGUAUUCUUGAGGUGGCAAUUAUAAUAUUGAAAUAAGACUAUAAUAUAGUUGACUUUGCGUUGAUCAUUAUUGAUUACACUUGAAUAAUUGAUUAUUCAGUUGUAAUAACAUUAAGAAAUAUUAAUAUUAUGAAAUAUUAAUAUUAAUGUGUUACGAUGUCUAUACAUAGAUUAAUAUGCUGGAUAUUAUUAGAUUUGUAGUUAAAGCGUACAAAUAUUGAAAUCUACUGUUGUGUGUGAUAAAUCUUACAAUUAACAUUUUGCAUUUCUGCAUUAAGCUAAGACUAUAAUUUUGCUUUUUUAUACUCCAAUGCCUAAAAGUAUUAUUAAAAACUUUGUACUAACUUUAUUGUUAGAUGUAUAGCAUUAUUCUAACUUGUUAGAUUAUUUCUUUCAUUCUGAAUAAAACCGCAUAUAAAAA